CCCAUUUUAAACAUCCUAGUAAAACCCAUCUCCCGAUCUUAAACCAUCGGUUGAUACCACCGACACGCGAACAAGACGACGACGCAGCGAUGGGAAAAACUUCGGGAGCGAAACAGGCGACUGUGGUGGUCGCAGCGAUGGCGUUAGGAUGGUUAGCCAUAGAGAUCGCUUUCAAGCCUUUCCUCGAUAAAUUCCGCUCCUCAAUCGACAAAUCUGACCCAACCAAAGACCCCGAUGACUUCGACACCGCCGCUACUGCAACCACAUCCAAAGAGGGUUUGUAAAAUUAGGGUUUUAUCAGAUUAAAGAGAUUUACUGAUUUCAAUCCAUUUCAUGUAACUGAUGAAUCCAUGUGUUCUUAAUCAUAACAGUUUGAGCAAUUUCUUUUGAGUCAUGAUCGUUUAUUUGUCAUCAAUUUUUGGAAAAGUCUGCUAUAUUGAAUCUGUUAUUGUAGUUCAAUCGCAUAACAGAAUCAUUAAUCUAAUCAAUAUUCAUACAUGAUUUGUUACACCGUUUUUCGUAUUUUGUAUAAAGUUUCGAGCUGUAUUAUUAAGGUGGAAGAAGAGAUUAGGAA
Molecule: messenger RNA, 574 nt
Organism: Arabidopsis thaliana (thale cress)
Lineage: Eukaryota; Viridiplantae; Streptophyta; Magnoliopsida; Brassicales; Brassicaceae
Gene: OEP7
Product: outer envelope membrane protein 7
Exons: 1
Coding region: 90-284 (64 amino acids)
Cellular component (GO): chloroplast outer membrane
Source: RefSeq, marked reviewed